Molecule: messenger RNA, 2609 nt
Organism: Erythranthe guttata (spotted monkey flower)
Lineage: Eukaryota; Viridiplantae; Streptophyta; Magnoliopsida; Lamiales; Phrymaceae
Source: RefSeq, a predicted model, not a curated record
ACCUUUGCACAACUUUUGCAACAGUGAUAGUACUAUAGAUAAGUGCAUUAUUUGUACGUUGGAUCAUUAUUUUCCAAUAGAAUCUCUACAUUUCUUGUAAACAACUCGAACCUCUUAAGAAACAUGGCUCUAAUCUGCAAUCUUUCUCAUUGUACUUCAAUUUUUCUCAAUAAAUUUGCAUGUUCGAGGAAGAAGAAACUCUGCCGGAUUGCCUGUGGAGCUACCGCUCGUCAAAAUUGGAGCAUAAAUCCGGAACCCUCAGAAUAUCGAAAUAAACACCUUUUUCGGGUUGAUCAUAAGUUUCCCAUCAACUACGAAAACAAACUAGAGGAACUACGACACUUACUCGUCAAGCCGGCAGUCAAAGAAGAAUAUCCGAUAGAAAGUUUGAUCUUGGUUGAUGCGAUCCAACGGUCAGGAAUCGGCCACCAUUAUCGAGACGAGAUUCACACGAUUCUCACACGCUACUACGUGAAAAACCCCAGAGAUAGCAGUAGUAGUACUAUUCACGAUGCUGCGCUUUCUUUCCGUUUAUUAAGACAACAAGGAUGCCACGUUUCUGCAGAAGUGUUUAAUAAUUUCAAAGGGAAGUUCAGAGGAGAAGUAAGACAAGAUAUCACGGGAUUGUUGGAACUGUACGAAGCUACACAGUUGGGUUUCGAAGGAGAAAACAUACUCGUCGAAGCAGAAGAUUUCAGCAGCAAGCUUCUCCGCAAAUGCGCAGAAGAAAUCGAGUGCAGCAAAUGGUCUCGACAUAUUAACACGAGACUAAAGCACCCUUGUCACAAGAGCAUAACAAGAUUCACAGAAACGAACAACUUCCUACUAGUAAGAUCGGAUCUACGUGGCGGGGCCGUAAAUAGCUGGGAGAAACCAUUAAUGGAGCUAGCUGAAGUUGAACUGCUCUUGGCAAAACCUAUAUACCAAGAGGAACUUCUCCAAAUUCACAAGUGGUGGGAUGGUCUAGGAUUAACAAAGGAGCUAAAGUUAGCAAGAAACCAGCCAUUAAAAUGGUACACAUGGUCGAUGACUGCACUGAUAAAUGAUAUCCGAUUGUCGAAGCAGAGAAUCGAGCUUACAAAGUUCAUAGCUUUUAUUUACUUGAUAGACGACAUUUUCGAUCUUUACGGCACACCAGAUGAGCUGGCUGUCUUCACAGAAGCUGUAGACAAAUGGGACUAUGCUGCAAUAGAUAUGCUGCCUGAAUACAUGAAGAUGAGCUACAAGGCCCUUCUCGAUACCGUAAACGAGAUAGCCCGUAUGAUCUUUGAAAAGCAUGGACACAACCCUAUUAAUACCCUAAAAGAAACGUGGUUAAGUUUGUGCAAGGCAUUUCUAGUGGAAGGAAGGUGGUUUGCCGACGGGGAAUAUUUGCCGAGUGCAGAAGAGUAUUUGUCCAACGGCAAAGUGAGCUCGGGUGUGCAUGUAGUGUUGGUUCACUUAUUCUAUAUUUUAGGUCUUGGUGGGACCCACAACCAAGGCGCAAUCCUUCUAGAAGAAAACUCGACGCUCAUAUCAAGUGUAGCUGCAAUUCUUCGUCUUUCGGACGAUUUGGGUAGUGCCAAUGAUGAGCAACAAAACGGGAAGGAUGGCUCGUACAUAGAGUACUACAUGAGAGAUAACCGUGGUUUAUCGUUGAAGCAAGCGCGUGAGCAUGUAAUAAACAUGAUAGCAAGUGAGUGGAAGCUUCUUAACAAGGAGUGUGUUGAUAUAAAUCAGUUUUCGGCAGAGUUGUCGUUUUAUCGAGAAGCUUGUCUUAAUCUUGCAAGGAUGGUGCCCCUCAUGUAUAGCUAUGACGACAACCAGAGACUUCCGAUUCUCGAGGAAUAUGUCGAUUUAAUGUUGUUAAAGCCAAAGUCAUCGGAGCACCAUUGAACAAAUAAAGCACUAGCUAACUCGAGAGCAACUUGUGUUUGGGCAUAUGCAUAUAUAAAGUGGUUUUUUGUAUGUAUAAUAUAACUUUUAAGUAAUAAGCAAAGAUAUGUAAUCAUAAAACCAUGAUUGAAAAUUAAAAAAGAGACAAAAAAAAAUUUAAAAUUGAAAUUGGGAUCUUAUAGCUUGUCGAACGGAAUUUCAUUCACAAAAUGUAAUGAACGCCCAAUAGAAAUCGAGAUCGAAUGUGAAAUUCGACAAAAAGUCAUAAGAGCAAAAUCGAGGGAAGAAUAUGUAGAAUAAUUUGAAGCUAUAAAUAGUGCAAGUUUAAUUCAUGGAUUAAAUUUUUUGAAAUAUUAAAUGUCGUUUCAAUUUACUAAUACCCUUUUGACUCGGAACGUAAUUUGGACCAUUUUUUGUCUGAUUUAUUGUAUUUUGGGGAUGCAAGGUGCUAUUAAUUUUUUUUCAAGGGUGCAAAGUACAAAAAUACUACAUUUCAAGGGUGCAAAGGCAAUUCCAAAGCAUAUUCCCUUUUACACUGGAUAAUUAAUUCCUUUCAAAUUGGGCUUCAAACCUACUAGCUAAUGGGCCUAUCGAUUUCCAUAUUAUUCUGUCUAUCUCAAUUCGUACUUUAAUUGCAAACAAUAUUAGAAUUUUAUUACAUGCAGUUUAUUAUUUUAUUAUUGAAGAGAUUUUUCAGUACCAUAUGUUUGAUGAAGUAAUGAGUUUUCUUCCAU